UCAGAUCCGAGGUUUAGGGGAGCAGCCCUGGUGCCCCACCUUCUCCAUUCCCAACACCCGACCCUCCUGUCCUCGCCUCCACUUGCGGGAUCCACUUGUCGCGACUUUCUCACUCCAGCCUCUGGGUGGGGUUCCUACGUCAUCUGUCUCCGGGCAGUUCUGCCCCGCGCAAGUUAGCGCCCGGAUGCGAAGCCUCGCGGCAUGGACGCGGGCGCCCCCUGGCGGGCGUAGAGAAGGGGCGGAGCUGUAGGCAGCGAGCGGCGCGCUGUCCCAGGUCGCAAACCAGUGCCCCAGGCGGCGAGGAGCGCGGCGCCGGGAUGCUGCGGGCGGGAGCACCCACCGGAGACUUACCCCGGGCCAGAGAAGUCCACACCGGGACAACCAUCAUGGCGGUAGAGUUUGAUGGGGGCGUCGUGGUGGGAUCUGAUUCCCGGGUGUCUGCAGGAGAGGCGGUGGUGAACCGAGUGUUUGACAAGCUGUCCCCCCUGCACCAGCGCAUCUACUGUGCUCUCUCUGGCUCGGCUGCUGAUGCUCAGGCCAUAGCGGACAUGGCUGCCUACCAGCUGGAGCUCCAUGGAAUGGAACUGGAGGAACCCCCACUUGUUCUGGCUGCUGCAAACGUGGUGAGGAAUAUCACCUAUAAGUAUCGGGAGGACCUGUCUGCACAUCUCAUGGUAGCAGGCUGGGACCGACGCGAAGGGGGCCAGGUAUAUGGGACCAUGGGAGGGAUGCUGAUUCGACAGCCCUUUGCCAUCGGUGGCUCUGGCAGCACCUAUAUCUACGGUUACGUGGACGCGGCGUACAAACCAGGCAUGUCCCCAGAGGAGUGCAGGCGCUUCACCACGAAUGCUAUUGCUCUGGCCAUGAACCGGGAUGGCUCCAGUGGGGGCGUCAUCUACCUGGUCACGAUCACAGCCGCUGGUGUGGACCAUCGAGUCAUCUUGGGCAAUGAGCUGCCGAAAUUCUAUGACGAGUGAAUCUUUCUCAGACUUCCCUUCUUUAUUUUAUAAUAAACUUUCUGGGACCGGAA
Messenger RNA from Eubalaena glacialis (North Atlantic right whale), 1030 nucleotides. RefSeq names its product proteasome 20S subunit beta 9 (gene PSMB9). Gene Ontology annotation, molecular function: threonine-type endopeptidase activity. Gene Ontology annotation, cellular component: proteasome core complex. The transcript has 6 exons. The record is from RefSeq and is a predicted model, not a curated record. The coding region runs from base 318 to 977 and encodes 219 amino acids. NCBI's taxonomy places the organism in Eukaryota, Metazoa, Chordata, Mammalia, Artiodactyla, Balaenidae.